Molecule: messenger RNA, 585 nt
Organism: Fusarium redolens
Lineage: Eukaryota; Fungi; Ascomycota; Sordariomycetes; Hypocreales; Nectriaceae
Exons: 2
Coding region: 1-585 (194 amino acids)
Source: RefSeq, a predicted model, not a curated record
AUGUCUCUUCCUGUCUUUCUUGUGGAGUAUCUCGGACUUCCCCGUAAUCACCAUGCUCUGUUUAUUCGUCUGAAUGAAGAGACAGAAGAUGGCGAGCUUUACCACAUUGCUGGAAAUAAACCUCAAGAGCCCAAUUCAUAUGUUGCUCAACACUACUUGGGCUUCAUCUCUAGUUCGGACCGUCAAUUCUUCAAACAGAUCUGCCAGUCCAAUCCACCUCCUGCCAAACAAUUCAAUGGCAACAAGAAAAUCAACCCUCGCCAGCCUUUAAGGCGAUGCCAGGAAUGGACGGCCGAAACUAUCGCAAUGCUACAGAGCCAUGUUGUUCUCAUGUCAGAAGGAUCUGUUGGCAACAGCGCACCACGGGGUUCUACCCGUCCAGUUGACUCCGCCUAUGGCCAGUCCUCAAAGCAAUCUAGCCAGGCUAGAUCUUCAUCAAGCAACCAGCCUCUGGAUGGGCAGACAUCUAGCGACGGUUACUGGACAUUCAGCUCCAAGUAUGGAGAUUACUAUCACGUUGGGAAGGAUGGACGCACCCUAUGGGCAAGCCAGCAGCGUGCUGGAUCAAGUGGAAACAGAAGUUAA